Fimicolochytrium jonesii is the source of this 1512-nucleotide messenger RNA. RefSeq lists its product as uncharacterized. The record is from RefSeq and is a predicted model, not a curated record. The transcript is spliced from 3 exons. Bases 1 to 1512 code for a protein of 503 amino acids. NCBI's taxonomy places the organism in Eukaryota, Fungi, Chytridiomycota, Chytridiomycetes, Spizellomycetales, Powellomycetaceae.
AUGUCUCAAAGAUUCUCCACCUCCUCCUCGAGAAGAUCCAGCAUCGCAGACCUGUCCAAUGCGGUCUCGAAGCCGCCUAUCCUGCGACCAACAACCAGGACCAAGAAACAACGCACGGACCCGCCGGUUCCCAGGACCCCUGUCUGCUCCGUGUACCCCCACAAGCCAAUCGAGGUUGACGACUCUCCCCCUCAGAUUGACAGCGCGUUCAGAGAAGCCACCGGCUCCCGUACUCCCGCCCCAGUGAAGGCAACGGGGAACAAGCGCCCAACAAUUCGCCCGCCCAGGAUCACCGUGCGGAAUGCUGGCAACACUCCCGUCGACACCCGCAAGCAAAGGAAGGUGUUGGAUACGCCCGAAGAACGACGAAGAGGCGAAGCGAUCAUUGGCUCCGCCACCCUCAGCGUCUCCGGCCUAGACCCGGAAGAGGAUGAGUUCACGAGCGAGACCCUGACGAGAGACGUGGAAUACCAGCCCGGAGAGGAAGAGGAGUACUACGGAGCAGAGAAGAACGGAGCUGUCAGCAUGUGCGUAAACCCGGACGAUAGCGCCUCCAUUUAUGGUCGCGUUGUCCAAUGCGAACGCGGAGACCUCUGCUGUGGAAGCCAAUUCUACCACCAGGAAUGCCCCAACAACCAGAGACUGCCCCACCCUCAGGAAGACGAAGAAGUCCUGAGUGACUACUUUGCCCAGUACAACUUCGUUUGCCCGCCCUGCCUAGAAGACCUCCCAGAGGAUGCGGAAACCGACGGCAAGAUCACUGCGACCAUGCACCCGAACGUUGGCAAGAAGCGGGGCCUGCGUCGGGCGCCCUACGACCAUGAGAACGGCAAGUGGAGGACCGACUUUGCGAUGAAGACCGGGGAGGGUGAUAUGGAGGAAGACCGACCCCCACAACACAUGCGAGACUGGGAAAAGGACUUGAUAAUGAAACAAGCCGUCUUUGUCGUCAUCACUAACCUGGAACCGCACUACGCCCAAUGUGCCAAGGCCCUUCGCAAGGAGCACGGCAUCCACAAGACUUGGGACGGCCUAGAGGACCCAAAAGCACUGCUCCGCCAAGCCGCCUUCCCCCGAAUUGACCAGCCCAACUACCUUAUCUACGCAGGUCCCAACCUUCGGGAACUCGAGAUCAUUGUAGCGAGCUUUGGCCCCAAACCCAAAGACAAGCCGGAGGACAAGGAGAUCACGUUCGACCACUUGAACGAAGAUAAACGAAGCAUGAUGUCCCGUUACACCGUAGGCCUCGACAACUUCGGUCCAAUCGCUCGCCUCAAGCAGCAGGAGGCUGCCCGCAGAGCCCACUGCAGCCUCGCCACCAGCGAACAUGCCACCCUUGACAACAUCCGGGACGCAAUUGUGGCUGACAUCCCUACCACCCCCGCGACCUCAUCCCCGCAAACACCUCGUCCUACGCUCCAAGCUAACGUCACGCCCUCAACAACACAGCUCCUCAAGUACCAACACGUCGUCCCUUUUCCCGAGUCCGCCGCCGAUCAAGUACUUCGCUGA